Pangasianodon hypophthalmus (striped catfish) is the source of this 2523-nucleotide messenger RNA. RefSeq lists its product as uncharacterized. Gene Ontology annotation, cellular component: plasma membrane. The transcript is spliced from 5 exons. The coding region runs from base 160 to 2523 and encodes 787 amino acids. The record is from RefSeq and is a predicted model, not a curated record. NCBI's taxonomy places the organism in Eukaryota, Metazoa, Chordata, Actinopteri, Siluriformes, Pangasiidae. Gene Ontology annotation, molecular function: protein binding.
AUUUAUGCCUCAGAGAUGUCUGCUGUAUCCUUGACAAUCCACUGCAGUCACAGAUGUAGCGUAGCAACAGGUAGUUUAUCAUCAGUGGGGGUUUCAUGAUCUCGGGUAUUUGCUGGAUGGAUGGUCACUUAGAGUGUGGCAGACGUAAACUUUUGGAACAUGAAAGCUUUUUUCCUGGUCUGGGGAAUUUUUCAAAGUUUGGGCUUUGUGUGUUCUGAGAGCUGUGUGCAGGCACAGGACUAUGUUUGCAACCAAAUCCCAACAGGCUAUCCUCCUGGCCUGUCCUCUCUGGUGUUUUUUGUGAGGAACAUGGGUGAGAUCAACACGACCGUUUUUAACUACACUAAUCUGUCCUCAGUCACCAGCCUCACUAUGACACAAAGUGGAAUUACAGCUAUAGUACCAGGGGCAUUUGCCCAGUUCCAAAGUCUCAUGAUGCUCAAUUUACGCAAUAAUGAUCUCUCCCUAAUUACCUCAGACUGGUUUAUCCAUAAAGAGGUACUAGAGAGCCUAAUCUUGACAAAUAAUAGCAUUACGGCUUUGAACGAAAAUUCCUUUGCUGGCCUUGUGGGACUCUUAAACCUGAACCUGGCCCAGAACCAAAUUCGCACUAUUACAUCAGAUAGCUUUCGCUUCCUGAUUAGGUUGAAACAUCUGGACCUGUCCCACAAUAAGCUAAGACAUUUGAGUGUGGACACCCUCAUUCCAUUAAACAACACGAAAAUCCUUUUGCACGGAAACCCCUGGGACUGCUCCUGCAGUGUAUAUGAGUUCUCUCUCUAUCUAAGAGAGCUACAAAAGGCCUCCUUGCUGCAGAAUGAGAUGGAGGUGCUCUGUGAGAGCCCGGCUCAUCAGCGAGGAAGACCUGUGUGGAAUGUGUCCAAGUGUGUGAACCCUGUAACAGAUGUAGCCCUUACAACCAGAAACAGCCAAACCCUCACACCAGGAAGCACUAACCUGUCUACUAUUAUCAGCUUAGUAGUGGUACUUUGUGCCCUGGUACUUGUUAUCUGUGUUUUGUCAGUUUUGUACCACAGAAAACAAGAGCAAAAACAUCGAGUGACCAUCCAACCUUUUCCAGAAGAACAAGAAAGUGCUAGACACGCACAAGCACACUGUAGAGCAACGUCAGAAAUUUCUAACAAGGUGGAAUCCAUUUCCUGUGACCAGAAAAGGAAACAAUCAAAUAAUAGACUUCUAUUAAGGCUGGACCAGACAGUGUUGGAUUCACAAAUUUACCAGAUUUACAGCACAGGAAUAUACCAAACAAGAGAGAUGACUGGCCGAGCCAAAUCAGCAGGGCCGGUACUCUCUAGAACUGAUGCCUCUGGGAGACGUCCAGACCCUGAAGUGGCAGAUCCAGGAGUGUGGAUGGUGAAGGAUCAAGAAGUACAUGCUGGAUGGACAGAACAAGAGCUUGAGAAGUUAGAUGGUAAAAAUCGAAGAACUGAAUCGAAGGAAAAAGAAGGCAAGUAUGAAGGCAAAGAAGAAAAGAAACAAGUGGGAAAAAGUGAAAUGGAGAAGAAAUGUAGACAUGUUGAGAAACGAGAUGAUGAGUUUGUCACUACUUUGAAACCAGGAGUCAAGUAUGAGCAGAAUUUAGAGGGUGGAGAAAAGGAUGAACAUGCUUUAGAGGGAAAUGUAAAAGAUCAGGGAUUUCUGCAUACUGACGACUCUGUGCCCAGUGAGGAAGAAUAUGAUUCUGAUGAUGAUGAAUAUAAUUCGAGCUCCAGUUUAUCAAGAUCCCAACCCCCUCAGGAGCAUGGUGAUGGCUUCCAGCCUCUGGGAGAACAUGUUGAGAACAUGCCUUACCUCACUAUUGGAGCUGACCCAGAAAAGCAAAGCCCAAAUCCAGAGCAGAUUUGCACUAAGGCUUCCACAGGACAGCUGAAUUUAAGACCCAUCAGGCGCACAUUGUCCUGGCCUCCUACUGCAGCUCAGUGGAAAAAGCAAUGGGCUCAAACCCAGCAGGUCCUCAAUGUUUCUCCUAAGCUCGUUUUUGUCACGCAAUAUGAGUAUCAUAUAGGCAUGUUUCCCUCUGGCAUAUCUUCAGCUAUUCCAGAAAAUAUCCCACAAGCCAGUUGUUCAGGGUUUCCCAAACAGCAAGCACAAAUAAAGGACCUUGAACACGUUCAUUCUUUGGAUCCAACCACCAAACCACUAUGUGAAGGGAUCAGCUCUGAAGCUGCCAAUGAGGUGAAGAUGAGAAGCAGCAAGAAGAAAAAGACAAAUCAAUCUCCAAAGGAUGAACAGACACAAUCCAUAUCUGGGAGGCAGCCGAGAAGAGCAGAGAGAUACGGAAGGAAAGUGCUGAGAGACAGACAGAGGGAUCAGUCUCACUCCAGCUCAGGUGCACACCCUUCUGGAGGAUCUCCUAGUGAUGACAACUUGCUAGUGGAUAAUGAGUACACCUUCAUAGAUCUUCUACAUGAAGUGGUGGAGAACCAUGGUCGCUGGACACGAGACAGAUGGAGGCAAAGUCAUAUGAACAAGCAAAAAAUGAAACAAGUCGCUAAAUUUUGA